Molecule: messenger RNA, 691 nt
Organism: Podospora pseudopauciseta
Lineage: Eukaryota; Fungi; Ascomycota; Sordariomycetes; Sordariales; Podosporaceae
Gene: SEM1
Product: 26S proteasome complex subunit
Exons: 3
Coding region: 243-521 (92 amino acids)
Biological process (GO): mRNA export from nucleus; proteasome assembly; double-strand break repair via homologous recombination
Cellular component (GO): proteasome regulatory particle, lid subcomplex; proteasome complex
Source: RefSeq, a predicted model, not a curated record
GGCUGUGCUCUUAUCUAAUCAUUCCCCCGCUGGCCUGUGCUUCUGUUGCUCCGCCUUUUCGAGCUGAUCCUUGUCCCUCCCAGGCGGCCCAGGCAUCGCAAGCAACAGCCGCCUGCCGCCUGCCACCGACUUUACUCUGUACAUCAACAACGCCUCCGAUCCCCCCUCCAACUCAACCGACUUCCCCUCCUGAAACCAGAUACGACCCAGAUCCUACCCACACCACAACCACUCACAUCAAAAUGGCCACCUCCAAAGCCCCCUCUGCGGACCCCAAGUCCAGCUCCGACCUCCCCGCCGAGCAGCCCCAACAGCAAAAGCAGCAGACCCUCGAGGAGGAUGACGAGUUUGAGGACUUCCCUGUCGAUGACUGGCAAGCGGAUGACACAGAAGCCACCCAGAACCAGCAGCCACAACAUCUCUGGGAGGAGUCCUGGGACGACGAUGACACGACAGAUGAUUUUUCCAACCAACUCAAGGAGGAGCUUAAAAGGGUCGAGGCGUCCAAGAACAAACGGUGAUUCGAUUUGGCGAGCAAACACCAAGUCAUCAAGGGGAAGGGACAUCGAGAAAAUAUAAUUAUGAUUAUUGUCACAUAAAUAUGAAGGUCAUUUCAUGUUCGAUGCGCCACUCUCAUGGACGUUAGAGGUACGCCCAAGGAAAUAGACAAAGGACAGGAAAUACACCAGCC